UGAAAAAUUCUAAAUUCUUAAACUCAUUUGGUCCAAAAGCCUUAGCUACAGGACAGUGCACCUGGACUCUUCUCCCCAAGAAUCAGUCGGAGAGGUCCAGUCACCUGUCUCAUGCCCAGCUCAGGUGACAGCACCGAGGUUCCAACUCAGUUCCGUGUCUCAGAGCCUGGGACAAAGUGCAGACUGCGUGGCCUGGCCUCUCUGUCACCUGCUGGGUGGCGUGUGGGUGGGAGACAGAUGUGGAGUUAAUGUGCUCACUGGCAGGCUAGCUUGUCACUUACUGCAAGGGUUUCCCUCAGGGGGCCUCCUGGUGCCGGGCAUCAUGACAGUGAGGGGGGCUGUGCUGGCCCCGGAUCCAGUGUCGCCCACGACCGCAGCAGCCUCUCCCAUCGUCUCCGUGAUCCCUGAGGGCAGCCCCACCGCCAUGGAGCAGCCUGUGUUCCUGAUGACAACUGCCGCUCAGGCCAUCUCCGGCUUCUUCGUGUGGACGGCCCUGCUCAUCACAUGCCACCAGAUCUACAUGCACCUGCGCUGCUACAGCUGCCCCAACGAGCAGCGCUACAUUGUGCGCAUCCUCUUCAUCGUGCCCAUCUACGCCUUUGACUCCUGGCUCAGCCUCCUCUUCUUCACCAACGACCAGUACUACGUGUACUUCGGCACCGUCCGAGACUGCUACGAGGCCUUGGUCAUCUAUAAUUUCCUGAGCCUGUGCUAUGAGUACCUAGGAGGAGAAAGUGCCAUCAUGUCGGAGAUCAGAGGAAAACCCAUUGAGUCCAGCUGUGUGUAUGGCACCUGCUGCCUCUGGGGAAAGACAUAUUCCAUCGGAUUUCUGCGUUUCUGCAAACAGGCCACCCUGCAGUUCUGUGUGGUGAAGCCACUCAUGGCGGUCAGCACAGUGGUCCUCCAGGCCUUCGGCAAGUACCGGGAUGGGGACUUUGACGUCACCAGUGGCUACCUCUACGUGACCAUCAUCUACAACAUCUCCGUCAGCCUGGCCCUCUACGCCCUCUUCCUCUUCUACUUCGCCACCCGGGAGCUGCUCAGCCCCUACAGCCCUGUCCUCAAGUUCUUCAUGGUCAAGUCCGUCAUCUUUCUCUCCUUCUGGCAAGGCAUGCUCCUGGCCAUCCUGGAGAAGUGUGGGGCCAUCCCCAAAAUCCACUCGGCCCGUGUGUCGGUGGGCGAGGGCACCGUGGCUGCUGGCUACCAAGACUUCAUCAUCUGUGUGGAGAUGUUCUUUGCGGCCCUGGCCCUGCGGCAUGCCUUCACCUACAAGGUCUAUGCUGACAAGAGGCUGGACGCACAAGUGCCAACAUACGGCCCUUACGGCCGCUGCGCCCCCAUGAAGAGCAUCUCCAGCAGCCUUAAGGAGACCAUGAACCCGCACGACAUUGUGCAGGACGCCAUCCACAACUUCUCCCCUGCCUACCAGCAGUACACGCAGCAGUCCACCCUGGAGCCCGGGCCCACCUGGCGUGGUGGUGCCCAUGGCCUCUCCCGAUCUCACAGCCUCAGUGGUGCCCGAGACAACGAGAAGACUCUGCUGCUCAGCUCUGACGAUGAGUUCUAGGUGCAGGCUGCGGUGGCGGAAGUGCCGGGCCGUAGCCACGGUCAGGCUGUGCCCCCCUCCAGCCUCACCACCAGGCCAGAAGUCAGUUGGCACAGCGCUCAUGCCGCCCUUUAUUUAUUGGACCAGAAACACACACGUCGCUUCCAGAGGAAUGGGGGACAGCCAGGCUCAUCCACGGGCCUUCAGGAAUAUUUAUACCUGGCCCACCCUGCACUGCCCGGGCGAGGGCAGAGGACACUGGGAGCAAGGCUCAGGUCCCUGCUGCUCAUUCUGUGCUGGGGGCACCGCAGGACCAGCCACACCCAGGCCCCAUUGCUUGUGUGUGGACCAGCAGCUGCAGCCUUCUAGCCCCUCCUCCCCGUAAGAGUCUCAGGCUGAGGUCGGCAAACCUUGGUUCCCCCACACCGUGCAAUACUCUGUCUGCCCUGGGCUCUUCCCGCCUGCUUCCCUUCCCAUCCACCUUUGUCCAGUGCUAGAGUCACUUCAUCCCGGGCGGGAGCGGGGAUGUGGCCGUUCUAUGGUCCUCCCCUCCUGACCCAGGCCUCCCUGGCAUGCUGCAAGGAUCCGAGCCAGACACCAGGAGAAACAGGCCUCACCCAGGAAGGGCAUUCAGGGGCUUCUGGGCACCGCUUCUGUUGAAGCAGAGGCCCCUGGGUGUCCCCACUCGUCGUGGCCACACCUCUGUCUGCCUCAGGUUCCUUCCCCCUGGCCUACCAAGGACAGCCCACAGUGAGCACCACUGGCUCACUUGGGUCCUUGAGAGUUUUGGGCAGAGCCCUUGUUUCCUGGCUGCUCCAGAGGUCAGGGGCUCCCAGCCCUCCUUCCCAGGCUGAUGCUGAGUUCUGGUCUCUCCCUGGGGCUUCUCCCUCUUGUUUCAGGGGAAAGAUCUGAGUCUCCUCGUUUCAGACCAGCUUCCGGAGGAAGGUAGUGCGGCAGAGAGGCCGGAAGGGGUGGCUGCACGGUGGGGAACUGGGAGGUGGGGGGAGUGACCCCAGACUUCCCUCCGGGGCCCCCAUCCACACAGGGCCUGGUGUUCUGCCCCAUCCGGCCCCUGGCCCAUCUCUUCUGUGCCUUAGUCACAUAUGAAAGCGCCCUUCCCUGGCUCCCUGUCUGUCCCACACGCUCCCUGGGGCUCCUAGUUCAGCUGUUAGCGCUCACCGGGUCCUGCAGUGCUGGGCAGAACCCUCGGACAGGCCUCAAGAGUGGUCAGGACCACCAAGCUCCUCUCCCCUCCACACCUCUAGACCUGGGGCCUCCGGAGCCGGAGCCCCCAGCAAGCUGGGCUUAUACCAGCUCCUGACUUGGGAAGAGCCUCCUGUCCUGGCAUUUAAAACCCAGAUUAUCCCUGGGUUUUGGCCACAGUCGCCUCGAGAGGCCAGUAGGGUGAGGGAGAAGGACCCUGCCCGUGUUCACUGGGGAUUCUUCUGGUCCUUCCGGGAAUGAACAGGCUCCCUUCCUGCCAUCUGUGAGGAGAGUCAGGGCCCGGCCGUCUUCCUGGCCUCCUUCCUUCCUUCGUGGCAGAGGUUUGCAUGUGGAUGCUGGCCGCCAACUCUCCCCCUCCAUCUGGGGGGCCCUGACCAGUUGGCCCCAAGCUGCCCGGGAGGGUGGGUGCAGACACAGGCUGAGGGACAGCCCCGGCCCUGCCCCACCGUCCGCUCUCACCGAGCUGUCUCUCCAAGGCGGCUUCCCUUCUCCCUCCAGGCCAAAGUGCUGCUGACUCUCACUCCCUUGGUCUUCGUCUGCCCCAGUGUUGCUGUCCUCAUGGAGGGUAGGGAUGAGGAGAGCUCGGUGGCAGGGGAUCAGCGGUCCCUGGGGACAUGGGGAUGGGAACAUGUGCCCGACCGCUCCAUUCCCUCCUUCCUAGGAUGCAUAACCUACCUUGUCUUUUUUUUUUUUUUUUUAAAUUUUCUUUCCAGAUAGAGUAGCUCUUUGUACAUAAAAAAUACUUGAAAAAUUAAUUGUAUGAUGUAUGAGAAGACAGAGUCCCCUAGUUUUGUAUCUCGUUGUAUGACUGCCAUGAGAUCCACCAGAAAGCCACUCUAUUUUGGUCUCUGUGACAUUUUAAAUGCGUGACAGAAGUGAGCAAAUAAAGUGAGGAAGAAAUAUAUAUAUGAGAUAAUAUAUAUUGUAUUGAAAUCUC
Messenger RNA from Saimiri boliviensis boliviensis (Bolivian squirrel monkey), 3707 nucleotides. The record is from RefSeq and is a predicted model, not a curated record. Lineage: Eukaryota; Metazoa; Chordata; Mammalia; Primates; Cebidae.